Molecule: messenger RNA, 750 nt
Organism: Acanthosepion pharaonis
Lineage: Eukaryota; Metazoa; Mollusca; Cephalopoda; Sepiida; Sepiidae
Source: the annotation of a GenBank genome assembly
AUGAUUAAAAAAAAUAAUUUAUUUCCUUCUACACAUUUAUUUAUUUUAUUUUAUUUUUUACGUUUCAUUUUUUCUUAUUUGUUUAUUCAUAACUUUUUCAUUUUUCUCUUUCUUUCUUACUUUCUUUUUUAUUUCUUUUUUAUUUCCACUUCUUUCUUUUUCAUUUUCUUCAUUCAUUUCCGUGUCCAUUUUACUUUUUUCAUAUUUUCUUUCUUUCAUUCUUUAAUUUUUUUUCUUUUACAUUUUUCCCCUUUCCUUUAUUUCUCUCUUUCUUUCUUUUAUCUCUUUUUUCUUUCAUUCCAUUUCUUUCUUUUCAUAUUUGCUUUUUGUCUUUCUUUUCUUUCCUUUAUAUAUUUUUCCGUUUCUUUGUUUCAAUUUAUUUCAUUCUUUCGUUCAUUUCUAACAUUUUCUUUCUUUUUCGUCUUUUGUUUCCUUUCUUUUCCCAAUCCUCCUUGCUUUUAUUUUUCAUUCUUUCAUUGUUACUUUUUAUAUUUUUCUUUCCUUUUCUUUCUCACUUUUACUUUCUUUCGUUCUUCAUUGUCCUUCUUUGUUUUCCUCUUCAUUUUCCUUUUUUAUUUUCCUUCUUUAUUUCCAUUUGCUUUCCUUGUUUUCCUUCUUCAUUUUCCUUCUUAUUUUCAUUCUUUAUUUGCCGUCUUCAUUUUCCUUCUUUAUUUUCCUACUUCAUUUUUAUUCUUUAUUUUCCUUCUUUAUUUUCCUUUUACAUUUUCCUUCUUUAUUUUCCUUCUUUAG